AAUGAAGUCUGUUUUGGGAGAAGGGGUGUUUCUGUUUGGUCUUCAUAUUGGGUUUUUUUUUCCUCCCUAUGUUUCUGGUUGUUCUGCAAAUGAAGCUUUUCACACUGCUCCUGACUUACUGCAUUACUGAGGAUAGGCUUGGACAACAAACAGACCCCAGUUUUCUGCUCUGCCCCUCUGUGAGAAGUUCUUGUUCAGCCCAUGUGGAAGGAGAGCGUGUGUCCCUGCUUCAGCUGCUGCCACACAGAGCCCAGCAGCAUGGCUGGGACCCACCUUUGAUGGCACUGCACACUCAGACUUUGGUUGUUGAAUCAAAGCUCAAUUCCCUUCUGCCACCUCGGCUUCCUGUGAGGACAGCUGGAAACACUCAUGUCUUUAACAGCUGCAGCAAGAUUCUGUGAAGCUCGUAUGUGAAAGCCCUGAGAGAAGAGACACUGCAAAUGGAAAGAGUGAUGCCCACUUUUCACUGAUUUCUGCUGGAUUUAGGUUAGGAUUUGACUAUGGCAGUGCGGCUCCUGUGGAAGGCAUCAGUGUGGUUCAAGAAGCACAAGAUCGCUGUGUUGGCCGUUUCUUGCACGGGACUGCUUGGCACUAACCUUUCCUAUCACGUGUUUCCUGAGCAGACAUUCAGACUGCUGCACGAGUGCUGGUCCGAGGGGCAGCCAGCUGAGCUCUCGGAGAAGCUCUGUGCUGUGUUUCAGGAUGUCCUUCAAGAUACUGCUGUGAAGUCCACUGGCUCCUACAGAGCCUUUGCAGCCUCUAGCUUCCACCCUGUGAGCGCUGGAAUUCCCUGGCUGCCCCAAGGCUGUUUGGUGGGCAUCCCGCCUAACUUUGAUAGCACAGCUGAGGAUAAAAAAGGAAUAGUCAACCAUGUUGUUGUAAUAAAUGGCAAGGAGGUAGACUGGGAGAGCAGAGAAGGUGUGGCUUUGAAGGAAGCUCUCACAUUUUCCCUUAAAGCUCAGAAGUUUGCUAUUGCCAGAGAAGUUGUGUACUUGCAGAGUGGCAGCCCUUUAGCAAGUGCAGUUGUGGCUCCGACUUGCUUGGCUGGGACUGUUGUCUGUGGGAGUGCUCUAAAGCUGCUGCUGGGGUUAUCCCGCGGCCCUGUGAUCCUCCGGGGCCUGUGUAACCUUGUCACUGCCAUGGGAGGACUGCUCUGCUACUAUGUCUCUUCUGAUGCCAUCACCCAUCACCUGGACUGCAGGGCCGACUCCAAGGCAGCCCGGCUUUCCAAGGACUAUGCCAGCGGUGGCCUUGAAUUUUAUGAUAAAAUCUUGUACCGCAACAGGAUUUUUCGUGGUCUGAUGGGCAAAGAAGGGAUGAAAAUGUAUGCCCCAAGUGGUAACCUUUUCCCAAGGCACUGGUUCAGAUUAAAGUAUACCCCGUACACUUACCGGAGAACUUUGAUUCUUAAUAUUUUAAGAGAGCUCCAGGCAUCUGAUGGGAGUGCAUGAAUUUUAAACUUGUGAAUUAUGUAUUUUGGAACACCGCUGUGCUGCUUUUUUAUUUUUUUCCCUCUGUAUCUUCAUUAGAAUUUCGGGGUUUAUUUUUGCAUAUAGUUCAGAAAGAGUUAUUGCACGUUUCUUGAAUAAAGAAUUCUCUCUUAAAAUAUUAAAGACUUGCUUCCAAAGUG
Molecule: messenger RNA, 1630 nt
Organism: Zonotrichia leucophrys gambelii
Lineage: Eukaryota; Metazoa; Chordata; Aves; Passeriformes; Passerellidae
Gene: TMEM177
Product: transmembrane protein 177
Exons: 3
Coding region: 501-1451 (316 amino acids)
Cellular component (GO): membrane
Source: RefSeq, a predicted model, not a curated record